UUCAUUCUUGAUUUAGCUAAAUAAAUACAGUAAUGCGUCAUCUUAAACCAGGACUAGUUACCGCUGCCGUCGGUGUGUGUGUGGUGUGUCUGGAUUGGUCAUUUACGAGUGUUUUCUGCAGUGUGAUGCUGAAUUUGAGUGUUGUUUCCUCUGUGCUGUGUGGUGCAGAACUACGCCUGGGGUAAAGCGGGUCUGGACAGUGAGGUGGCGCGGCUGGUGCUCGGCGGAGACCCGCAGGCGCUCAUUGAGCACAGCAAACCCUAUGCAGAGCUGUGGAUGGGUGCUCACCCCAAAGGCGAUGCUCUCAUCAAAGACAACAGGAUUUCCCAGAGGACGCUGGGCCAGUGGAUUGCAGAUUUCCCGGGAUCCCUGGGGUCAAAGGUCAAGGACACCUUUCAUGGGCAGCUUCCCUUCCUGUUCAAAGUGCUGUCUGUAAACACGGCUCUGUCCAUCCAGGCGCAUCCCAACAGGGAGCUGGCUGCGAGACUCCAUGCGCAAUUUCCUGAACAUUAUCCUGACAACAACCACAAGCCGGAGAUGGCCAUCGCUCUCACGCAGUUUGAGGGUCUCUGUGGUUUCCGGCCCAUGGAGGAAAUCUUGGGCUUUCUCAAAAAUGUCCCAGAGUUCCGAGCGCUGGUGGGAAACGAAGCCUCUGAGGAGCUGCAGAGUGCUGACGGAGACCCGGAGCGGACGUCUCUCGCCCUGAAGAAAUGCUUCACCAGAAUGAUGAACUGCGAGAAGAAGCUGUUUGUGGACCAGCUCAACAUGCUAGUCAAGCGAAUCUCAGAGGAAGAAGCCGCAGGUAAAGACACCUCUAGAAGUAACGGAGAGCUGCUGCUGCGGCUUCAUUCCCAGUAUCCCGGAGACAUCGGCUGCUUCUCCAUUUACUUCCUCAACCGCAUCGUGCUGCAGCCGGGAGAGGCCAUGUUUCUGGGGGCAAAUGAGCCUCAUGCUUAUCUGUCCGGAGACUGUGUGGAGUGUAUGGCGUGUUCUGAUAACACCGUUCGUGCCGGACUGACCCCCAAAUACAUAGACGUGGACACUCUGUGUGAAAUGUUGAAUUACUGCCCAGCUCCCGUCAGUGCCAAAAUCUUCCCCUGUGUGCGGGACAACGCCGACCCCUGUGUCUACCUCUACGACCCCCCUGUGCCAGACUUCACCGUCAUGAGAAUACAGGUGCCGUCCUCGACUCUGCAGUAUACUGUGAGUGCUCUGGAUUCUGCGGGAAUCCUGCUGGUCAUUGACGGUGAGGCCGUCGCCACGUCUGCUGCUGCUCUCUCUGACAUCACUCUAAAACGAGGCUCCGUGCUCUUCAUUUCAGCCAAUGAGAACGUCUCUUUACAGCUGACAUCAUCCACAGGCAUGACCAUGUUCAGAGCGUGCUGCUUACUGUAGGAGACGCUUCAGAAACAUCCCGUUACCAUCCGUUCUGUCCUGUAUCUGCUAAAACACCUCCAGUAGAACUCAUGUUCCCAUGUUUUUGGCUUCAUCAUGAACAUGCAUGACGAAUAACCCCUCCUUAGCUGGAGACUAUAAUUAUUAGAAUGACGUUUAGUGUUGAAAUGGCUAUGCUAACCAAAAAAAACAAUAACAGUUUGAGGUUUUGAACAAGGUUGUUGUGCAUGUUCUUCAGAAAUAUGUCAGUAUAUAAAUUAAAGUCGACAUAAAAUAAAGACGGGACUUAUUUAUGAGGGAAGGGAUAUUCAAUCAGAAAAAUGACUGUACGGUGAAAAGUAAGAGUUUAAACCACCAGCAUUACAUUAGCGAUUGCUAGGAUUUCAGGAAUUCUGUAUUAUUGGUCCUAAACCAAAAGCUUAAUGGUUAAAGUUAUUAGAUUUUGGUGAAAGUUUAUAAAUUAUUUCCAGUUAUAUACACUUUUUCCUUCUUUAGAAUGGCUUGCACUGAAUAAUCACCGUAAUAAAUCCAGGAUUAUAGAACUUAUUUCCAUUAGAAGUCACUAAAGAUCAUACAUAGAACAUUCCUAGAGUAUUUUAAUUUAGUUCCUGAAAAACAGCCUAAUGGGAACCUUCUUUAACAAGUUUGCAAUGUAAAGCAAAAUUAAAUGGAUGCAAGUGUGGAAGUUUGCACAUGUCCACAACUGCUCUUAGUUUCAAAAUAAGAUGAGAUUUAUUUUGUGGGUAAUAAUAAUAUGGUAUUAAGUGCAUGUUUUUUUUUUUAAGUUACAAAACACACCGGCAGCCAAUCAGAAGUACUCUUCCCAGAUUGGUCAGAUGACCCUAAUGUGCUCCUAUUAGUAAUGACCUCAUUGUGCUCUAAUUAGUCAGACAACUCUUCUUUGAUUGGUCAAAUUACCCUAUGCAGGGUUCAUACAGUCAUGGAAAACCUGGAAAAGUCAUGGAGUUUUGACAUUUUCAGGCCUUUAAAAGUUUUGGAAAAGUCAUGAAAAACAAAUAUCUGUAUUCUUGAAUAUAGGUUAUUUACUUCUUUUCUGUUCUUGGCCAAUCACGUACUCUGACAUUAUUAGUGCGGUGUAAACAUUAUCUGAAUCAAUUUUACAUAGAUCUAAAUUAAAACUAAACAGAUUGUUGCGUGUAAUAAAUUUGAACAUGCAUUGUUUUUCUUUUACUACGCAGAUGUAGACAUUGCAUGAAAGAAUAGAUCAUGAAAAUUUACUUGAAAGUCUUGGAAAACUCAUGAAAUUUUAGAAGUAAAAAUGUGUGUGAACCCUGCUUAUGGCACUCUGAUUGGUCAGAUGACCCAAUUGCGGUCGGAUUAGUCGUGUCUAGAAAUAUAGUGGGGGCGGAGACCUGUUGGGUUAUAGCCAUGUUUGAUUGGGUGCUUUCCAAUAUCAUCAUCAUUUAAAUGUAAAACUCUCUUAAGUGCACCUAUAAAUGAGUCACUGAGAGUCCAAAAGCAUACAGGCAAAACAAAAUGAAUCCCAAUGGCUACCGAUGACACAUUGAGGUCUUAUGAAGCAAAACAGUUAGUCUAUGGAAGAAAUUUGACAUUAUUUACAAAAUAUUUCUGUAAAACUUUAGUUUAGGGCACAACUCUAUUUUGCAUCCCUUUUCCCAAAACCUAAACCAAGCUUCUACCAUACUAUUAUUAAGCUAGUAGUGUUAGUAAAGUGUUACCAAUAUUUCCAAAUAUUACACUUUCAUUUUUGGGUGAACUGCCCCUUUAAGACUAUAAAUAUGGUCAGGUUUGACGACUCAUUUAAAUGCACGGAUGCAUGAUCACUCGCUAUUGGCUGCAAGAUAUAAACAUUUCAUGAAACCAAAUUAGCUCCAUUAGAGAAGUUCUGCAUAAGGAUGAUGAAACACCUUUUGCAUGUUCAAAAAAAACAUAACCUUUAAAAACAACAGAUAUUAGGACAGAAACUGAUUUACUUUUACAUAAAAACCCGGUAACGUUGCCUUGAGACCAGUUUUAACAUUUUAAGAGCUUUUCCAUGGCACUACAGUCACGGACACACUCUUCCAACACCGGAAACAUGUUCAGGGCUUUAUUAACGAUGUGAGUUUUGUGAUUUGAUUAGCAGUUGGGCUAAUUUUAACAUCGACCCUGAAAAAGUGUUUUCAUACGUGUGAAACUUUGUUACCGAUUUCUAUUCUCCCUUCUUCGUGGCUUGAUGUGUGGUUAUGCUUUUAUUGCUGUAGUUACUAUUUGCACUAUUUACCGUGUGGAGAGCACAAAGGAUGCUGGGAACGUUCCCGUCGUCCUGAUGUCUGUUUACUGUAUUUUUAGUGCCCUCUUCAGAUAUGUGUAAAGCCAGACCACUGACCUCAGCCUUGUUGGUUUUCAGAAUUAUGUCUAAUAUUUUUGGAGCCAUGUUAAUGGCCGUUCACACAAAGUACGAUAGCUGUAAAGAUAACAAUGAUGAUGGGGAGGUAAAAAUCAUUCUGAAUGUAAAACAACAGCAGAGUUCAGACUACAGGACUAAAACGAUUAUUACGUGGAGAAACAAUAUGAGUGGGAUUAAUUUCACAAUGUUUUUAUUGUUUAUUCAGCUAAUAAACAAUAAAACGCAUACAGCCAAUGAGAAUCUAUUGAAAUAUAAAGGAGGCGACAUUGCAGAGAAGCGGUCUUUUCAACGAUUAUUUAACCUCCUCGGGCUCAGUGUCCAGUCCACAUAUGUGGACAGCACGUUUUAGCUCUUAAGUGGCAAUUUAAAAUACUCUGAAUGGUUUAUUUUGUUACAGACAUUCAGUGUCAUCCUGCCACUGUUCUGCAGCAUAUGAAAUGUCCCUAACACUAUUUUAACUGUCCAAAAUGGCCAAAAAAUGUUGUUUUUCCUCUCUGAUAGUCAAAACAUGUUCAAAAAAAUAUGUUAUUAAUGCAUUAAAAACAGUCAGGAAUAAGUGUUUUAUGGAAAUUCAGACUAGAGUCCACAUAUAUGGACAUCAUUUUUCUCUAAAAGUACAUCGUAUCAAAAGAUCAUACUUAGGUUUUAUUCUAAUCAGGUUCCAAUAAGCCCAAAUAGCAAAGAGAAAUAAAAAUACAUGUAAAAAAAAAACAGCUUGGGCCUUUAAGAGGUUAAAGAUCAUGACUAUAUAGAAAACAAUCAAUUAAAAUGGGAGGGAAUGAUCCAAAUUUACAUGGAAUCUACGUAAGCCAUGCCAGCAAAUUGAGGUAUAAAAUGAGGUGUAUAUUGUGUUUUCCUUUGAGAAUGCUGGGACAAAAUAUUGUAUUAAUAUUCAGUUAGGCCUGUCACAAUAGUCAAAUAUGAACUUUUAUCAUGUAAAGAACAUUGACAUGAAUAUCUUUAACAUUUUUAGCUGAUUGCCGGCUUCUGACUGGACGUGUCAGUGAGUUUAGGGAACGGUUACAAGCAGUGUUUUCUUACAGCUGAAGAAAGUAAAGUUUCUCAUUUUCCAACCUGCUCUCACAAAGAAACUUAACACAAUCUCACAGCAAUUCAGAACUUUUUGAUUUAGUGGCUAAUUUGUAUGAAUUUGUACGAGUUCAGUCUCAUGAAAUUGUAUGAAUUUAAAAAGUAGGUGUGGCACCCAACUCCCCUAAACCCACCCUCAUUGGGGGAGGUGCAAAUCACAACAAAACUAUGAAUGCGAUUUUACAAAUUCAUACAAAUUAGCCACUAAAUCAAAGAGUUCUGAAUUGCUGUGAGAUUGACGAUUCACAAAUAACGUCAUUUUACAAGGACAUUUACAUCUUGUUUUCAUCUCUUAAAUGAUUCUAUUCUUAUAUGUUGUUGUAUUAUCAUUACAUAAAUGUAGGCAUAAAUUGGUCUUAAAGUCAAAUUCACAUAUCGCAAUCAUUUCUAUGACACUACGGGAGGGACUGAUCAAUAUUAACAUGGAAGCUAUUUAAGCCACGCACCUAUAAUGUAUGUCUUGGGGAGCACCCAGAGGAAACCUUUACCAACACGGGGAGAACAUGCAAACUCCUCAGAAAUGCCAACUGGCUCAGCUGGAACUCGAACCACUGACCUUCUUGCUGAGAGGCAAUGGUAGCAAGUUGAAUAUUAAAAAUAAAAGUACUAGUUUCAGUGUCUUUUUGUUUUCUUUUUGAAAAUGAUGUGAAAAAUAAUGUUUAUAUUAUAAAUACAGGCAUAAAUUGGUCUUAAAAUGACAAUAAUUUCACUUAUGUCAAUUUCUAUAAUACAACACAGACAGAAACAUUAUAUUGUUUGUAGGUUACGGUGGUUUUACUCAUGGCGUAUACAAUUUAGUUUUCUAAUCAUCCAGUUAGUAAGGAAUAUUAGUAAGAGGUCGACUGUAGAGCUCAUCCAGCUGUCAUCGUUGUAACAGGAGUGAAACUCCAUGAACUCGCUGAUGUGACGACAGCUUCAUUCAUUAUUACAGCACUUUUUGCUUUAGAAUUUUAAUGUUUGUUUGUCCUGCUGCAAAGAGAACCGUCUGAUAUUUGCACAAUGUAAAGAGUAAAGCCUGUCGCACUGUGGACGAGGUGCAGUUGUGCCAUGUCUUUAAAAUGCUAUUUGUUUUCUAUGAGUGAAGCCUAUGCAGAGAGGCACACUCUCAGCAGCGCCAGCUGAUCGCUUAUUUGCAUUGAUCGUGUAUUUUGAACUGAAAUAUAAUCAGGAGCAGCAGACGAGUGCCUAAAUUACCGGAAGCGCCCGGCCAGAGCGCUUAUUGAUAAAAGUCCCCGUGCACAUCGCUGCCCUACUUUUCCUGCUUGCGAAAGUAUCAACUGCAUUUAAAAUGUCAAACACAAAGCUUGAUUUUUGCAGUACUUUUGAACUCAAAUUACAAUAAAGAAAUACAUUACCCUUCAGAUACACACCCCUCAUCUAGAUUUUCCCCCUAGCGCCAUCUGGCGGCCCCCGGUUUGAGAACCGCUGAGAGAUUACACGAGCUGGAUUCACUGGUCAGAUGAGCUAGUAACCACACAAUAAGGAUACCUUGCAGGCUGCAGAAGAAUAGCAUAAAUUAAAACAAUGUUCUCGUUUGCUGGUGUGGACCCAAAUAUAGUUAUUGUUAUAUUUAUAGUUCUUGUCCUAAGUGUGAACGGCCUUUUAUUCUGUUCUGAGAUCAGCGCAUGCGUUCGAUGGCUAAAGUCUGAACGAAUGAUGAAUGUAUGGCACUUUCUGAGCUGUAAUGGAGCAUGUGUCUGCUAAGAGGAACUCUGUAUGUAAUCUCGAUGAAAUAAAACUUGUGUAAUCUUUCA
This is a messenger RNA of Danio aesculapii, 6609 nucleotides long. RefSeq names its product mannose phosphate isomerase (gene mpi). NCBI's taxonomy places the organism in Eukaryota, Metazoa, Chordata, Actinopteri, Cypriniformes, Danionidae. The coding region runs from base 277 to 1395 and encodes 372 amino acids. Gene Ontology annotation, cellular component: cytosol. The record is from RefSeq and is a predicted model, not a curated record. The transcript has 8 exons. Gene Ontology annotation, biological process: carbohydrate metabolic process; GDP-mannose biosynthetic process. Gene Ontology annotation, molecular function: zinc ion binding; mannose-6-phosphate isomerase activity.